AUGACAACUGAACAUUUGAACAAGCUUACAGAAUUAACGACACCAUAUCUUGCUACAGGCGAUUUACCGUUAUCCAUAGCUGUAGCUUUUAGAGUUGGCGAAUCUACAGUCAGGAAAAUAAUAAAGGAAGUUUGUUUAGUGUUAAUUAAAGUUUUACAACCUCUAUAUCUUGUUUGUCCUAAUGAUGAAGAUUGGAAAAAAUGUGCUGAUGGUUUCUGGAAACGUUGGAAUCUUCCUAAUUGUGUUGGAUCGAUAGAUGGGAAGCACAUAAGAUUACGAUGUCCUCCAAAUUCCGGAACUUUAGUUUACAAUUAUAAAAAAUAUUACAGCAUAGUAUUAAUGGCAGUAGCAGAUUCUAUAUACAGAUUUACACUAGUUAAUGUAGGAGCCUACGGAGUGAACUCUGAAAACACAAGAAGAACAUUGAGCAUGAGUACAGACGUUAAGGUAUUGCUGGAGGCGCAGCACGACAUCCACGGUCGGAUCUCCCGCGCCGUGGACAAUCUUCGGAAGAUGGGCGUGAGCAACAUCACCCGCGACGCCAUCCAAGCCCGCAUCAGUAUCCUGGACAACCUCUGGCAGAAAAUGGAGGCCCAGCAUGAGCUCGUUCGAGCAGCGCUGAAAGACCGGUAUCAGGACAGUGAGUACGCUGUAUCCAAUUUUAUCGAAGUCGCGGAGAAUACUUACGUGACGCAACGUAGCACGUUGACCGGCUACGCGGAAAAGCUCAAGGGCGAGGCGUCCGUUGAGGCUAAAGGCGAGCCGAAUCAGGAACAGGCUCCUAAAACCUCGCUGCCGCGCAUCAAGCUUCCGACGUUUUCGGGAUCGUACGAGGAGUGGCCGUCCUUCCGCGAUCUCUUCCUAUCGGUUAUCGGGGGGAAUGCGUCAGUCUCCGACAUCGAGCGCUUUCACUACCUCCGGUCUUGCGUCAAAGGGGCCGCUGAAAAAUUAAUCAAGUCAUUAACAGUGACCGGUGACAAUUAUCAUCGCGCUUGGUCGGUUCUGUGCAAACACUUCGAGAAUAAAAGAGAGCUCAUCCGUUCUAAUUUCGCUGCGUUCACCUCGGUUCCCAAAAUGAAAUGCGAAUCCGCGGAGGAACUCGGUCGCAUCCAUAACGCCGUUACGACCGCGGUAAACGCACAGGAGAGUAUAGGGAGGCCCAUCAACUCCCAUGGCAUGGAUCUCCUUAAUUUCCUCGCUAUCGAGCUUUUUGACUCGCGUACACGGAUGGAAUGGGAGUCCUCUACCUGCGACUCCGCUGAUCCGCCGGAUCACGACACUCUUGUCGACUUCAUCGCCAAGCGCAUUCUUACGCUAAAUGCCGCCAAGCCGAGAUCGCCGCUGAAGAGCUCCGAAAGUCCGUCGCGAACCGCAAAGGCCCACCACGCGAAGACCGGAUCCGACCACUUGAAGUGCGCACUGUGUCAGGGAAAGCACGCGCUCAUGCACUGUAACGUAUUCAAGGCCAAGCCUGCGAUUGACCGAAGGUCCUUUGUGGAACAGGGCAGACUGUGCUAUAACUGCCUCGGGAAUCACUUAAUUUCCAAAUGUCAGUCUGUAAGGACCUGUCUGACGUGCAAGAACAAGCACCACACUACGCUGCACGACGCGUAUGUUUCGUCCUCGUCCAACGAAGCAACCGCUCUAUCCGCGAUGCACUCCGCAUCUGACCGCAAGGCGAUCCUCCUCGCGACCGCCCGUGUGCACAUCACUGAUCGCUCCGGGGAUCUUCAUCCAGUUCGAGCGAUGCUCGAUCAAGGCUCCGAGGUGUCAAUCAUCUCCGAGGCGCUGGUCCAGCGCCUGAGGCUUCCCCGCUCCAGCUCCUCAGUGUCAAUCAUCGGCAUCGGCGGAGCUCGAUCCGGGUCAACCCGCGGCAGGGUGUCGCUCGAUCUCUCCUCGCCGAUCACUGGAGCCAAGCUUAAGGCCGUCGCCUUCGUGCUACCCCGCCUGUCGGCGUAUCAGGGUCCGGCGGUAACCAACCUCGCCUCCUGGCCUCAUGCCCGUGGUCUUGAACUCGCCGACCCCAGGUAUCAGGAGCGCGAUCCGGUCGAGUUAUUGUUGGGCGCCGAAGUUUACUCGAUCAUCCUGGAAGUCGGCCUUCGCAAGGGUGGUCCCCAAGAACCCCUCGCCCAAAAAACUGCCUUGGGAUGGAUUCUGUCAGGAGGGUCCCGCUCGGCGUCCUUCCAAGGUCUCCGCAGCUCCCUGCAGUGCACUGUGGAUCAAGAAUUAAAUCAGCUUGUGCACAACUUUUGGGAACAGGAGAGAGAAUCGUCUCCCCCGGUUGCACCCACGCCAGAGGAAGAGGAGUGUGAAACCUUCUUCACUCUUACUCACCAGCGGACAGCCUCAGGAAGAUACGUCGUACGUCUCCCAUUUUCUUCCUUGCCAACGUCACUGGAUGAGACGCGAAAACCAGCCGGAAGCCUCUUGAACGCUAUGGAUCGUCGGUGCAAGAAAGAUCCUGAAUUCGGAGUUCGGUAUCGAGAAUUCAUGCAGGAAUAUGAGGACCUGAAACAUAUGAGUCCUGUGAAUACGGUCGGCAACGCUGAAUGUUACUUGCCUCACCAUGGAAUCCUCCGCCAGUCCAGCUCCAGUACUAAGCUCCGCGUUGUCUUCAACGGGUCACAACGCACCAGCUCCGGAGACUCCCUCAACCAGCAUCUGUUUAUCGGCGCCAACUUACUGCCAGCCUUAGCUGACGUCCUUCUCCGCUGGCGCCGGCACCGCUUCGUAUUCGUCACCGAUAUCGAAAAGAUGUUCCGGCAAAUACUCGUCCAUCCGGAAGAUCGCCGCUUCCAGCGGAUACUUUGGCACUCAGGGGCUUCCGACAAGGUCCAAGAAUUCGAGCUGAACACCGUGACCUACGGGCUCGCCUGCGCUCCGUUCCUCGCCGUCCGCACACUUCGCCAAUUAGCAGCCGACGAAGAAGCGCGGGGCCCGAAGGGGGCAGCCGCUCUGCGCCGUGACUGUUACAUGGAUGAUGUAAUUACGGGAUCAGACACCUUGCGCGAUGCGGUCGCCUUGCAGACGGAACUCCGAGAGCUUUGCACGGCGGGCGGGUUUCCGCUGCGGAAAUGGGCUGCCAAUAGCGAGACAAUCCUGGAGGGAGUUCCUCCGGAUCAUCGACUCCAGCAGGCGCACCACUCCUGGGAGAACGAGGUGCACUCCACCUUAGGCCUGCGCUGGCAUCCCGCCAGUGACGAAUUCUCUUUCGCGAUCCGGCCUCGAGUCUCUGGGGGGUACACGAAGAGCGUGGUUGAAAGGGCUGGAUUGGGACACUCCGCUCCCAAUUGA
This is a messenger RNA of Camponotus floridanus (Florida carpenter ant), 3294 nucleotides long. RefSeq lists its product as uncharacterized. The record is from RefSeq and is a predicted model, not a curated record. Lineage: Eukaryota; Metazoa; Arthropoda; Insecta; Hymenoptera; Formicidae. Gene Ontology annotation, biological process: proteolysis. Gene Ontology annotation, molecular function: aspartic-type endopeptidase activity. The transcript is spliced from 4 exons. Bases 1 to 3294 code for a protein of 1097 amino acids.